UGUUUUAUUUCCAGGGUUUAAUUUCAAAACGCCUUCAUCAUGGGGGACAUGUUUCGCAGUGAAGAAAUGGCCCUGUGCCAGAUGUUUAUACAGCCAGAAGCAGCUUAUACUUCAGUAUCUGAAUUAGGUGAAACCGGUUGUGUACAAUUUCGUGAUUUGAACAGCGGUGUCAACGCCUUCCAACGUAAAUUCGUCACCGAGGUGCGUCGUUGCGAUGAAUUGGAACGCAAAAUCCGUUACAUCGAAGCCGAAAUCAAGAAAGAUGGUAUUGUUAUGCCCGAUAUCAUCGAUGACAUACCCAAAGCACCGAAUCCAAGAGAAAUUAUCGAUUUGGAAGCCCAUUUGGAAAAGACCGAAAAUGAAAUUCUCGAGUUGGCCCAAAACGAAGUCAAUCUGAAAUCGAACUAUUUGGAAUUGACCGAAUUGCGCAAGGUGUUGGAGAACACACAGGGUUUCUUUUCCGAUCAGGAAGUUUUGAAUUUGGACAGCAGCAAUCGUGGUGGUGCUGAUGAUGUUGCCGCACAAAGUCGCGGUCGUUUGGGUUUUGUUGCCGGUGUUAUCAAUCGCGAACGUGUCUUUGCCUUUGAACGUAUGCUGUGGCGUAUUUCACGCGGUAAUGUUUUCUUGAAACGUUCCGAUUUGGAUGAACCUUUGAAUGAUCCAGCCACUGGUCAUCCCAUCUAUAAGACCGUCUUUGUGGCCUUCUUCCAGGGCGAACAAUUGAAGAAUCGCAUUAAGAAAGUGUGCACAGGUUUCCAUGCAUCCAUGUAUCCCUGCCCCAGCUCGCACACCGAACGCGAAGAAAUGGUCAAGGGCGUACGUACGCGUUUGGAAGACUUGAAAUUGGUCUUGAGCCAAACUGAAGAUCACCGUAGCCGUGUUUUAGCUACCGUCUCAAAGAAUCUGCCAUCCUGGUCGAUUAUGGUCAAGAAAAUGAAGGCCAUCUAUCACACCUUGAAUCUGUUCAACAUGGAUGUGACCAAGAAAUGUUUGAUUGGUGAGUGCUGGGUGCCCACCAAGGAUUUGCCAAUUGUCCAGAAGGCCUUGUCCGAUGGUUCUGCUGCUGUGGGCAGUACCAUUCCAUCGUUCUUGAAUGUCAUCGACACCAACGAACAGCCACCAACAUUCAAUCGUACCAAUCGGUUUACCCGUGGUUUCCAGAACCUGAUUGAUGCCUACGGUAUUGCUUCCUACCGUGAGUGUAACCCGGCCCUGUACACAUGCAUUACAUUCCCCUUCUUGUUCGCUGUGAUGUUUGGCGAUUUGGGUCAUGGUUUCAUUUUGACUUUGUUCGGUGCCUGGAUGUGUAUGUUCGAGAAGUCGUUGGCCCGCAAGAAGGGUGGUGAAAUCUGGAACAUUUUCUUCGGUGGCCGUUACAUCAUCUUGCUUAUGGGUAUCUUCUCCUGCUACACUGGUUUCAUCUACAACGAUGUGUUCUCCAAAUCGAUGAACAUCUUCGGUUCGACAUGGACACCCAAAUACAAUACCAGUACCGUUAUCACCAAUCCUUCACUGCAGUUGAACCCACAAUACCAUGUUGAUGGUGUCUACCCCAUUGGUUUGGAUCCCAUUUGGCAGAUGGCCGACAAUAAAAUUAUCUUCUUGAACACCUACAAAAUGAAGUUGUCCAUCAUUACCGGUGUUGCGCACAUGAUUUUCGGCGUGUGCAUGUCUGUGGUGAAUUUCAUGCAUUUCAAGCGUAUGUCCAGCAUUGUUUUGGAAUUCUUGCCACAAAUUUUGUUCUUGGUCUUGUUGUUCGGUUACAUGGUCUUCAUGAUGUUCUUCAAGUGGGUAACCUAUUCGGCCACUAGUGAUUUGCAGCCGACCACACCUGGCUGUGCCCCCUCUGUGUUGAUUAUGUUCAUUAACAUGAUGUUGUUCAAACACACCGAACCCUUGGAUGGCUGCAAGGAAUAUAUGUUCGAUGCUCAACCCUCCGUCGAGAGAGUAUUUGUGUUCAUUGCCUUGAUCUGUAUUCCAUGGAUGUUGUUGGGUAAACCAUUGUACAUUAAAUUUACACGUAAAAAUAAGGCUCAUGCCACACACAAUGGCGAAUUGACCGGCAACAUGGAAUUGAAUGAAGGUGAAACCCAAUUGCCCACUGCCUCCGAUAAUCAUGAAGGUGCUGGCGGCCACAGCCACGAUGAUGAACCAAUGAGUGAAAUUUUCAUCCAUCAAGCUAUUCACACCAUUGAAUAUGUGCUCAGUACCAUUUCUCACACUGCCUCCUAUUUGCGUUUGUGGGCCUUGUCAUUGGCUCAUGCUCAAUUGUCUGAAGUAUUGUGGAACAUGGUCUUGUCCAUGGGUCUUAAACAAACCUCCUACACUGGUGCCAUUGUUUUAUACUUCAUUUUCGGUGCCUGGUGUUUGUUCACCUUGGCCAUUUUGGUUAUGAUGGAAGGUUUGUCUGCCUUCUUGCACACAUUGCGUUUGCAUUGGGUCGAAUUCAUGAGCAAAUUCUAUGAAGGUUUGGGUUAUGCCUUCCAACCUUUCAGCUUCAAGGCCAUCAUGGAUGACGAAGAAGAGGAAUAAGCCAAUCAACUUCAAUUAUUCCAAUUCUCAAUUCAUUCAAUUCCAGUAUUGUGGUACUCUUCCCACUAUUUA
Messenger RNA from Musca vetustissima, 2604 nucleotides. Its product is annotated as V-type proton ATPase 116 kDa subunit a 1-like. The record is from RefSeq and is a predicted model, not a curated record. The transcript has 5 exons. The coding region runs from base 40 to 2532 and encodes 830 amino acids. NCBI's taxonomy places the organism in Eukaryota, Metazoa, Arthropoda, Insecta, Diptera, Muscidae. Gene Ontology annotation, biological process: proton transmembrane transport; vacuolar acidification. Gene Ontology annotation, molecular function: proton-transporting ATPase activity, rotational mechanism; ATPase binding. Gene Ontology annotation, cellular component: plasma membrane; vacuolar proton-transporting V-type ATPase complex; vacuolar proton-transporting V-type ATPase, V0 domain.